This is a messenger RNA of Funneliformis caledonium, 210 nucleotides long. Lineage: Eukaryota; Fungi; Glomeromycota; Glomeromycetes; Glomerales; Glomeraceae. The record is from the annotation of a GenBank genome assembly.
AUGAAAGAUUAUGCUGAAAAGUUGAAGGCAAUAUAUAGUCAAGAAAAAUUUUUUUAUAAUUUUAAAUACACUGAUUUCAAAAAUAUUCAAAAAAUUGGAGGUGUAUUUACGACGGUAUAUCGCGCUAAGUGGAAAUAUGGUGAUGGUUUUUUAGUGUUAAAAUCAUUCAAUUUUAUUGAUAAAAAAGCUUUUGAUGAAAUUAUGAAUAUG